AAAAAGAACGCUCUUUUGCCUGAGGAAACUCUUCUCUAUCAGAGGCAGCAAUGGCGAUGGGAAGAAAACCGGGCCUUCUGCUUUUGUCGAAUCUGUUCAAAACUCUAGAUCAUCAUCAUCGUCAUUUCUCAUCGUCGAACUCUGGAAAUCUCAGCAUCCUCGGCAAUCACACCGCAAAAUGGAUGCAGGACACAAGCAAGAAAUCUCCCAUGGAACUGAUCAAUGAAGUUCCGCCCAUCAAGGUAGAGGGCCGGAUCGUCGCUUGCGAAGGAGACACCAAUCCUGCUCUCGGGCAUCCGAUCGAAUUCAUAUGCCUUGACCUGAAAGAACCUGCCGUCUGCAAAUAUUGCGGGCUUCGUUAUGUUCAGCACCAUCAUCACUAGGACGCUGUCUUUGUUUUUUCGAUCAACAACUCAGGAACAGUAAUGGUUGUGACUGGCGACAAGCCUUUUGUUCUCUCUUAAAAAAAAAUAAAAAAAAUUAAUGCAAGCUGUAGAAAACAUCCAUUGCUUC
Magnolia sinica is the source of this 513-nucleotide messenger RNA. RefSeq names its product NADH dehydrogenase [ubiquinone] iron-sulfur protein 6, mitochondrial. Bases 51 to 383 code for a protein of 110 amino acids. The transcript has 3 exons. Gene Ontology annotation, biological process: mitochondrial electron transport, NADH to ubiquinone. The record is from RefSeq and is a predicted model, not a curated record. Lineage: Eukaryota; Viridiplantae; Streptophyta; Magnoliopsida; Magnoliales; Magnoliaceae.